AUGGGGAAGCAAACGCCGGUGUCAAAUGUCAUCAUUGUCGGUGCUGGACCGUCAGGGUUGCUGCUAGGGAUCCUCCUAGGGAAAGCAGGCGUGAAGGUGACGCUCGUGGAAGCAGCCGCGGAGUUGGAUAAAAACCCCAGGGCGGCACAUUACGCUCCUUCAGCAGUCUACGAACUCAAUCGAGCCGGAGUUCUCGGAGACGUCAAGGCGAAAGGCAUCCAUCCUGAUGCGGUAUGCUGGAGAAAUCCCGAUGGAUCGUUUAUCGCCGGCAUCCGAAGCCGAAUGGACAUUGAGUUCCCAAUGGUGUGUCUGCCAUUAGACCAACUGGAUGAAUUGCUCCUGGAGCAUUUCUUGAGAAUCCCAAAUGCGGAGGUGCUAUGGCGCCAUAAAGUUGUUUCGAUCGACCAAGAUGACAAUGAAGCUCGAGUGCACAUCGAGACACCCGACGGAAAGUUGACACUUUCUGCAGACUAUAUCGUCGGAUGCGAUGGAGCGAACAGCCAAAUCAGAAGAUCGCUCUUUGGAGAUCUCAACUACCCCGGGGAGACGUUAACGAAACAAAUUAUCGCGACCAACGUUUAUUAUGAUUUCCACAAAUUCGGCUACUGGGACUCGAACUUCAUCAUCGACGAAAAUGAUUGGUACAUGGCGGCGAGGAUCACCGACAAUGGCUUAUGGCGGGUGACUUACGGGGAUGUCUGGGGCUUGUCCAAUGAAGAGUAUCUUGCUCGCCAACCAGAACGGUUCGAGAAGAUCCUACCCGGAAAUCCGAAGCCUGGUGACUAUAAGCUGGCAAGUGCCAGCCCAUACAAACUACACCAGAGAUGUGCGGAGUCUUUCCGAGUUGGACGAUUCCUCCUGGCGGCCGACGCGGCACAUUUGUGCAAUCCAUUCGGUGGACUUGGAUUGACUGGUGGGAUCGCUGACGUGGGAAGUCUGUUCGACGCACUCCUCGCAAUGAAAGAGGGCAAGACCGACGACAGCAUUCUAGAUAAGUAUAGCGAGGUCAGAAUAAAGAAGUGGCAAGAGAUCAUCGAUCCCAUGUCGCGAGCCAACUUCAGACGUGUAUGUCUUGACGAGGCCGAGUCAGACAGAAAUGAGUUCUGGAAGCUGUGCGAAAAAAUGGAACAAGACGAUGAGUUGUCUCGCCAGAUGGCACAGAACCGGAAAGGGGACCAAUAUACUUCGUGA
Molecule: messenger RNA, 1191 nt
Organism: Exophiala aquamarina CBS 119918
Lineage: Eukaryota; Fungi; Ascomycota; Eurotiomycetes; Chaetothyriales; Herpotrichiellaceae
Exons: 5
Coding region: 1-1191 (396 amino acids)
Biological process (GO): 3-(3-hydroxy)phenylpropionate catabolic process
Molecular function (GO): FAD binding; 3-(3-hydroxyphenyl)propionate hydroxylase activity
Source: RefSeq, a predicted model, not a curated record